CCUUGGCGGCGGGAUCCCCGCUCCCCGCCGGGAUGAGCUGGGCCUGGCAGGCGCUGCGCGCCCUGCGCCUGCGGCUCCUCGGGCCCGCCAAGGAGCUGGUGGGCACCGACCAGUUCGGCAACAAGUACUACCGGGUGCCCAAGCACGAGACCCGCGCAGGGCAGAUUAUACAAGAAAGGAGAUUUGUAGAAGCAAUAAAUCGUCAAGCAUAUCAGUAUGAAAUGGGUGACUUUCCAAUAGAAUGGGAAGCAUGGAUAAGAAAAAAAAGAAAUGAUCCACCCACCAUUGAGGAGAUUCUUAAGAACGAGAACUAUAGAGAAGAAAUGAAACAGAAAAUCAAAGAUGUAUCCGAAAAGGAUAAGCUGCUUCAGGCCAAGGAAUACAAGGAGGGACUUGUUGCUGAACCAGCUCACACACAGGUUAAAGGCCACGCAUCUGCCCCUUACUAUGGAAAGAGCGAGCCUUCGCAAGAUCCAACCAGCACUGCAAAUACCUUUCAGCCAGGCUCCUGGAUGCCACCAGGCAGUGGUAGUAGUCAUAAUAAAUAAACAAUUGUAAUGUACAGAUAUUGCUAACAGAUAAAUAUUUUAACAGACAGCGUAAACAGCUGUUAUGAGCGUGCAAUAAAGUAAUAUUAAAGCAGUUUCAUUUGUUUUUGCCGAACUGUUCAGAUAGGCUUAAUCACUUAAUCAAAAACUACUCUAAAAUUUGGGGUUUAGUGAAAAACAGGAUGGGUUACUAACCAAGUUUGGUUUUGACAGUUGCUGUUCAUCAGUUACUCUUGGACUCAGAGGUAGCAGGGUUUCUAGCUAACUUAAUUUUCUUAAAGAGUUCUAAAUUGUUUUUUCCUUGAAGACUUUUAUUUUUAAAAUUGGUUUUGAUGUAGUAAAUUUUAGUUAAUUAGUACACUUAAAUUUUCCCAAACCUACACAUCAGUUUAAGAUAGUUCUUCAGAAUGCUUGUAAAUUCCCUUGGCAGUGCCAGUGUGCCACUGGCAAGUGGAUGGAAAAGUUGGUUUCAUUAGCAGGA
Haliaeetus leucocephalus (bald eagle) is the source of this 1029-nucleotide messenger RNA. RefSeq names its product NADH dehydrogenase (ubiquinone) complex I, assembly factor 2 (gene NDUFAF2). Gene Ontology annotation, biological process: mitochondrial respiratory chain complex I assembly. The coding region runs from base 33 to 548 and encodes 171 amino acids. Gene Ontology annotation, cellular component: membrane. The transcript is spliced from 4 exons. Lineage: Eukaryota; Metazoa; Chordata; Aves; Accipitriformes; Accipitridae. The record is from RefSeq and is a predicted model, not a curated record.